Messenger RNA from Contarinia nasturtii (swede midge), 4084 nucleotides. It is a transcript of the gene alpha-Man-IIa, whose product is annotated as alpha-mannosidase 2. The transcript has 11 exons. Gene Ontology annotation, cellular component: Golgi membrane. Gene Ontology annotation, biological process: mannose metabolic process; protein deglycosylation; N-glycan processing. Gene Ontology annotation, molecular function: carbohydrate binding; alpha-mannosidase activity. NCBI's taxonomy places the organism in Eukaryota, Metazoa, Arthropoda, Insecta, Diptera, Cecidomyiidae. The record is from RefSeq and is a predicted model, not a curated record. The coding region runs from base 220 to 3567 and encodes 1115 amino acids.
GUUUUGCUGCUACGGCUACUAUUGCUAUUAUUGCGAUAGAAUAGCCGCAGUGUUGUUCCCAAACAAAUUUUUUUGCUGUCAUUUUUUUUCUCGGUAUAGUCACGCAAUUGAUAAAACGAAUCAAAUGUGACCCACUCAAGUGUUGCACAGUGAAUCGUGUUCAGUUUUGGUAUUUAAAAUUAAGUAAAUUAUCAUUGCGACGACACAACAGCGAUAAAUAUGAGAAAAAUGUUGCGGAUGCGCCGAAAAUUUGCAUUGAUUUUAUGUGCAAUUUGUUUUUCCGUAUUUAUUUUCAUCUAUUUUCUACUGAAUCACUCCAUUGCUAAUGAGAAAAAUGACGCGACAAAAUUUCAACAAAGUUCGUCGAAAAGUGUGAAUCACAAACAUCGAGGUGAUAGUGGUGAUGUGCCGGCGAAACGGAUGAAAAAACAAGAAACUGAAAUCAUGCGAAAUGAAAUCAUGCCCGAAAGACCGGCAAUAGAAGCACCGUUUCAUGGCGACAAUCAAAAUUCACAGUGCAGAUUUCGAACGGAUAUUGAACCAAAGCCAGACAUUCAAAUGUUAGAUGUAUAUGAAACCAUUCCAUUUGAAAAUGCCGACGGUGGACCAUGGAAACAAGGCUGGAGAGUCACUUACGAUGAACACGAAUGGAAUAGCCAUCAUAAAUUGAAAGUAUUUGUUGUUCCACACUCUCACAACGAUCCCGGCUGGAUAAAGACUUUUGAUGAAUACUACGAUCAAUUGACCAAAUCGAUUUUAACCAAUAUGCUGUCGCAUUUGAUUGAAAAUCCAGAUAUGACAUUCAUUUGGGCGGAAAUUUCAUACUUCUCGAGGUGGUACGAGAAUUUGUCGACGGAUGAAAAAGACGAUGUGAAAACAUUGCUGAAGCGACGUCAAUUGGAAUUCGUAACCGGUGGUUGGGUCAUGCCGGACGAGGCCAAUUCACAUUGGUUGAGUAUCCUACAGCAGUUGACAGAAGGACAGACUUGGCUAAAAACUCACUUGAAUGUUACACCGAAAUCAUCGUGGUCGAUCGACCCAUUUGGCCAAAGUUCGGUGAUGGCAUUGAUACUGAAAGGUGCCGAUUUUGAGAAUAUGCUCAUACAGAGAACACAUUAUGAAGUGAAAAAAUAUUUAGCUAAACGAAAGCAGCUCGAAUUUCGUUGGCGUCAACUCUGGGAUUCGAACGGUGACACAGACAUUUUCGCGCAUAUGAUGCCAUUUUAUUCAUAUGAUGUGCCCCAUACUUGCGGACCAGAUCCCAAGGUUUGCUGUCAAUUUGAUUUCAAGCGUUUGCCAGGUUAUGGUCUUACAUGUCCAUGGCGCAUACCACCGCGUCCCAUUGAUGAUUCAAACGUUAAGAAACGUUCCGAACUCAUUGUCGAUCAAUGGAAGAAAAAGGCGACACUUUAUAAAACACGAGCGCUUUUAAUUCCAUUGGGCGAUGAUUUUCGAUAUAAUCAAAACACGGAAUGGGAAGCACAGCGAAAAAACUUUGAGAAAUUAUUCGAAUUCAUCAACAAUGAGCCAUCGUUGCAUGUUGAGGUGAAAUUUGGCACACUCCAAGAGUAUUUCGAUGCGGUUCAUGCUGAGAAGAAGCUACACGAAUUUCCAUCGCUGAGCGGUGAUUUCUUUACAUAUGCCGAUCGAGAGGACCAUUAUUGGAGCGGAUACUUUACAUCAAGACCCUAUCACAAGCGACUUGACCGAAUUCUGUUGAAUUACUUGAGAUCGGCUGAAAUGCUUCAUGCCUGGAGCGAUUGGAAUGAUGAAAAUCAAUUGGAAAAUCACUUGCAAGGUGCUCGUCGCGCUCUUUCACUGUUUCAACAUCACGAUGGGAUCACUGGUACUGCUCGCGAUCAUGUUGUAAAAGAUUACGAAAGACAGAUGAUGGAUGCAUUGAAAUCAUGCAAAUUCGUCAUUCAACAAGCUGCCUAUCGUCAUUUAACAAAGCCAAGUAUUUAUCAACCAGAUUACAAAUUCACCUAUUUCAAUAUCGAUGAUUCACGUACAAUUGGUAUGAAUGAUAAUCGGCCCACCAUCAUUCUGGGCGAAAGUUUACCAAUCAAAUAUGUUGUCUUGCAUAAUUCGUUGCCACGGUACCGACAAGAAAUUGUGGAUUUCCAUGUAUCGAAACCAUUUGUUAUGGUCGAAGAUUUGGAUGGCAGAGCGAUUGAAUCACAAAUUAUUCCUGUUUGGUCGUGGCAUAAAGGUGCAUACGGAACUUUGGUACCACAAGUAUCAACUACAAAAUAUCGCUUAUUGUUCAAAGCGAAAGUCCCAUCACUUGGCCUCUCCACAUACAUUAUUCGCUCUACAAAUUCUGUGUCGCAGAGUCUUGGCACCACAUUCUCGAAACUUCAAAUUUUCACACAAUUUCCGUUCUCGGUGAAUUUACCAGACUAUCCAAAUCAAGUUGAAUUCUCUGAGCCGCGUGACAUUACGCUUCGAGUUGGUAACGAAGGAUUGUCUGCAUCGUUCAAUUCAAAAGGUCUACUGAAAUCGAUGUCAACUAAUACCGAUGAACAUUUUCCGAUUCACAUGGAAUUCUUGAAAUACGGUGCGGCACGUGGCGCUGAACGAAGCGGUGCUUACUUAUUUUUGCCAGACGGACCGGCUAUACCAAUGAAACAGCCGGGCUCAAUAACUGUUUUACUUACCACCGGCAAUUUGGAAUCAAGCAUUGCCACUGGUUUGCCUUAUGUCAUUCACAAAAAUAUAUUCCGAAGCGGUGAGAAGGCAUUGGAAAUUCGAAAUAAGGUCGAUGUCGGCGAUUUAUCUAAUACCGAAAUUAUAAUGCGAAUGUCAACCGGCAUUGAAAGUAAAGAUGUAUUUUACACCGAUCUCAAUGGAUUUGAGUAUAUCAAACGUAAACGGUUCACAAAACUUCCGAUUCAAGCCAAUUAUUAUCCAAUUCCGUCGGGAAUGUAUAUCGAAGAUGAUGCAAAUCGAUUAACUCUGUUGACCGCACAACCACUUGGUGGUUCUUCGUUGGCUUCGGGAGAGAUUGAAAUAAUGCAAGACAGACGCUUGGAUCAAGACGAUAAUCGUGGAUUGGGACAAGGUGUUCAAGAUAAUGUACCGAUUUUAAACAUAUUUAAAUUGAAGGUGGAAAGUAUGUCCUCGUGUGAAAAACGUUCCGAAAAAUAUCGCGGCGGCUAUUUAACAUCAACAAUGCAUACGGAGAUGAAUCGUUUAUUGCAUCCAAUGGAGAAAUUGGUUUGGCACGAAAACGAUUGGAUCGGUGUUCAGCCAAAUUUCGGUGAAGAGCGGUCGUCACUCGAUAUUGGCACCGAAAUAGCCGUUUUGAGGAAUUUGAAGCACGUCGCAACCAAUUCACAUAAAAAAUCUACCAUGGGACUGGUCAUAAAUCGCGUACAUUUGGAACAAUGUAAAGACGAAAAUGCAAGCAGCGACACGAUCAAUAUCCACCAAACAUUGGGCAUUAAUCAAAACUUGGAUAUUUUCAAUUCAUCGUUGACCCUGCUUCGGAAAAAGUCACAAAUUAAAACACCUUCGAUGAACAUUUGUCCCAUGGAAAUUAAAGCAUUCAUAAUCAACAGAUGAUCAAAUUUAACAUGACGAGAUGAAAUUCAAAUUUAAAAAACGAACCGAAUGUCACAACAUUUUUUUUACUUCUACCUUUUUUGUCAUCAGUGUACUUUUGUUUUAGUUGUAAUAGGCUGAUUUGAUGUAAUAAUUAAUUGAUAUAGAAAAACCUCCUCUUAAAGAGGUGCACUCAUUGACUGAAUUGUGAUUAUUAGCCACUUAUUUCCUUACCUUGUAUAUAGAUAACCACUUGUGUUUUGCACAUUUAUUUAUUACGACAAGUUCAGGAACAAAACCCAAUUCACGGUUUUGUUUAGUUCAUAAAACCAUUAAACUCUAGAUUGUGUGAAAUUCAACAAAAUCAAAAAUAAUAAUUGUAAUCAUAUUAAUAAUUUUGCAUAAGAAGCAAUAAAACUUUGGAUAAUGAUUAAAAAAAAAAAAACAGUUUAUAGAAUCUGUAUACAGAUAUAGAAUCGUAUAUGAUUGGACGAAGAAAAAUUAAUAAAAUGAAAGAAAAGAUCAUACCAUUAAAAAA